Messenger RNA from Limulus polyphemus (Atlantic horseshoe crab), 2051 nucleotides. RefSeq names its product protein YIPF5-like. Gene Ontology annotation, biological process: endoplasmic reticulum to Golgi vesicle-mediated transport; vesicle fusion with Golgi apparatus. Lineage: Eukaryota; Metazoa; Arthropoda; Merostomata; Xiphosura; Limulidae. The transcript has a single exon. The record is from RefSeq and is a predicted model, not a curated record. Gene Ontology annotation, cellular component: membrane; trans-Golgi network. Bases 106 to 942 code for a protein of 278 amino acids.
UUAGUUAAACUUAAAGGGGAACAGUGUCUUCAGCGUAAUUUCAUAUUUUGCGUUGACUUUUAUGGACGUUUCAAUUCGAGAACCAGUCAUAUUACAAAUAUAAUUAUGUCAGGGUAUAGUGGACACGAAGGAAAUGUUUAUUAUGAAAAUUUUGGAUGGGUUAAUCAAUUUCCUCCAAGUUCUGGUCCAGUUAGUUAUGAGUAUGACAUGACGAUUGGUGAACCUGGAUUCGAAAGCGAUUUUGGCUCAGAAUCACAGUUUGGAUCGUUUGAUUACAGCAGUUCAUCCCCUUCUGUGCCACCAAACGUUUCAGGAAAUUUUGGGGGGUAUAUUCAGUAUCAUAAUCCUUACAUCAAUCCUGCAGGGGGAUUGUAUGCUGGUAGUGGUAGUCUUCUGACUCCAGACACAUACAGUGGAAAUAACUUUGAAGAUGAACCACCCUUGCUUGAGGAGUUAGGUAUCAAUUUUGACCAUAUAAUGCAAAAAACGUUAGCAGUGUUGAAUCCCAUUAAAGAACCAGAGGCUUCGAUUUUGCAGGAAACAGAUCUAACAGGACCUCUUGUUUUUUGUAUGGUAUUUGGUGGAUUUUUAUUAUUAAGUGGGAAAGUUCAUUUUGGUUAUGUAUAUGGAAUUGGUGUGUUAGGAUGUUUGGCAAUGUAUGCUCUUCUGAAUAUGAUGAGUAUAUCAGGUAUAUCUGCUGGAUGUACUGUUAGUGUUCUUGGUUACUGUUUGCUUCCAAUGGUAAUUUUAUCAGGAGUGUCAAUAAUUUUUUCAUUAAAAGGAAUUUUUGGUAUAGUUAUAGCCAUUAUUGUUAUAUUUUGGUGUGCUUUGUCAGCUUCCAAGUUAUUUGUAACAGCACUUUUAAUGGACCAUCAGCAACCUUUAAUUGCAUAUCCAUGUGCUCUAUUAUAUGGAGUUUUUGCACUUUUAACCAUUUUCUGAAAGGCGUUAAGUGACUUAUUUACAAAAAUGAUAGAAAUUAAUAGGACCUGUAUAGCUGUUUAUCUUAGCAUUUAAAAAGAAAAUUGUGUAAUCCAAGAUGAUAUUGUUUUUUCUUACAGUUAAAAAGGAAGGAAAUAAUGGCUGCAAUUUAUUUUAACAUUUAGACUGAGUUUUUUUCCUUUGAAAUUUGGAUAUGACCCUACACUUCAUGAUCUAAAAAAAAACAUUUGAAAUUUACUAAUAUAUAAUUACCUUGAUCAUCUAUGAUGGUGUUUGAUAUACCUUUUCACUUAACUGGAAUAUUCUAGUCAUAUUCCACUGCUAAUAGUCAGGUUAAUGUAGCAGUUGGAAAGAAUGUGGAUUACAAUAACUGGUUUUUUCAGGUUGCUUUGCACUGUGGUGACAGAGUUUUUAGUCAAUCAUAAUAAAUGUUUUAAUUUGUAACACCUUCAUUAAGAAAAUGUUUAUUUCACUCUAUAUUUCUUAUGUUCCAGUAUUACUGUCUAUCAUAAUUUAUUUACUGAUUCUUACUGUUAUGUACAACAUCUGAAGCAUCUUGUAUGCCAGACGUUAUGUAAAGUUUUAUGUUACCUGAGGUUUUACUGUCACAUUUCUAACAAAGAAAACAGUGCGAAAUGAAAACCACAAGUCACGUGACUGAAACGACUAAUUAUAUAAUAUAUUUAAUCAUACCUGUCUUUGUUCAUAAAGAUAUAACAAGGAACUAACGAGAUUUAAUUAUACUAAGUGGAAACAGAGUUUCAUAAUCUCUUGUACUUGUGUAGUUUGAUUUAGUAUAGUAAAUAUUCAUGCACUUUAACUGUUUCUUCUUAAUAUUCUGUUUUACAAUUGUUUUGUUUCAUCCUAAUUAACUUCUUGUUUGCUUUUUUGGAAGGAAAAAUGCUGUGAAAGAUAUAAAAGUUUAAUUAGAGAAAAUAUUUUUUUUCCACAGACAGAUUCUGUGGAACUGUUGUAUUGAUACUAACAAUAACAAAAUAUGGGUUUGAAAUAAUAAUAAAAAUAAAUGCAUUUUAACCUUGGAAUGUAUAUAUAUUUUGCAAAAGUAAGAAAUAUGUACAUUUUUGAUUAAAGGAACAUAGUCUGCUUGA